Pezoporus occidentalis (night parrot) is the source of this 2778-nucleotide messenger RNA. RefSeq names its product potassium voltage-gated channel interacting protein 4 (gene KCNIP4). Gene Ontology annotation, cellular component: voltage-gated potassium channel complex. The transcript has 9 exons. Gene Ontology annotation, molecular function: potassium channel regulator activity; calcium ion binding. Gene Ontology annotation, biological process: regulation of potassium ion transmembrane transport. The record is from RefSeq and is a predicted model, not a curated record. Bases 467 to 1270 code for a protein of 267 amino acids. NCBI's taxonomy places the organism in Eukaryota, Metazoa, Chordata, Aves, Psittaciformes, Psittacidae.
CUUAAAUUGUGCUAAGGAUAGCUGGGGAAGGGCUCCAAAGCUGGGGAGACUCACAAAGCCUGGGUCUGGAAGCACUGGAGUGCAGAGUGCUGAUAGCAGUGUGCUCCCUAGUGCAAGUUUCUUCUUGGCACUGACACAGGCAAGUCUCCAGCUCAGACACAGAUGUUCCUCCAGCAGCUCUGAAGUACCACUGCUCGCCGGAUACAAUGUCAUACCCAGGGGUUCAUGGUCCACCUCAGCUUUCUAAGAGGACUCGCUACUGAUGAAAUCAAAUGCUUAGAGAAGCAUGAGCUGCGGGGCUUUGUCUAAUAUUUUGUCUCGGAGUGGCUGGUAAAUCCCCACAGCUCAGUACAGCACUGCUUUACACUGCUGCAACUUUCUUCAAAGCAAACUCUUGGUAAAAUCCUCUAAUUUUCCUCUGAUUGUGAACCAGUGUGAAGACUGGAAUGAUUUGCCUGUUGGAAGAAUGUUGACUCUCGAGUGGGAGUCGGAGGGACUGCAAACAGUGGGUAUUGUUGUGAUUAUAUUUGCAUCUCUGAAGCUGCUUCAUUUGCUGGGACUGAUUGAUUUUUCAGAAGGUUUCCUCUACGCUCAGAACAGUGCCAAACGCAGUAUUAAAGAGCGACUUAUGAAGCUCUUGCCCUGCUCGGCUGCCAAAACGACCUCUCCUGUUACUCAAAACACUGUAGAAGAUGAAAUGGAAAUGGCCACAGUACGACAUAGACCUGAAGCUCUUGAACUUCUGGAAGCACAGAGUAAAUUCACAAAGAAGGAACUUCAGAUCUUAUAUAGAGGUUUCAAGAAUGAAUGCCCCAGUGGUGUUGUGAAUGAAGAAACCUUCAAAGAGAUUUACUCUCAGUUCUUUCCACAGGGAGAUUCCACAACUUAUGCACAUUUUCUGUUUAAUGCAUUUGACACUGAUCACAAUGGAUCUGUAAGUUUUGAGGAUUUUGUUAUGGGUCUCUCAAUUUUACUCCGAGGGACAGUACAAGAGAAACUGAAGUGGGCUUUCAAUUUGUAUGAUAUAAAUAAGGAUGGAUAUAUAACUAAAGAGGAAAUGCUUGAUAUCAUGAAAGCAAUAUAUGAUAUGAUGGGAAAAUGCACCUAUCCUGUUCUCAAGGAAGAUGCACCUAGACAACACGUGGAAACGUUUUUCCAGAAAAUGGACAAAAACAAAGAUGGAGUAGUUACCAUAGAUGAAUUCAUAGAGAGCUGCCAGAAAGAUGAGAACAUAAUGCGAUCCAUGCAGCUCUUUGAAAAUGUGAUUUAAUGAAGACAGUAGGUCUACAAUUAAUGGACAAAUAUGAGUUAUUCUGCAACAUUAUCUAAAAGAUGGAUUUCCACUUUAUCAUAAAUAAAAUUACUCAGCUUUACACUGAGACAUGUAUUAUGCAAAUAAUUUUUUAUUAUAAACUUCUCCCCAAAAAAUAUUUUUAAAUUAUACAAUUUAGCACUUCAGCAGUGGCUAGUUAGUUAAUAAGACUGCUCUUCAAAGUCAUGUUUUCACUCCAAACCCAAACAAAACAAGACCUUACAUUAUUAAAUUCCAACACAUUGAUAAAAUAGAUACUAUAACAAGGAGAUUAACUAAAUAUUCUAAGUUUUGCUACUCAUUUGUAUUGGAUUAAGCUCCAGAUGUCUGAGUGUAUUUCUCAAAUAAUAGCUUCUAAUUUAUACAGAGGUAUUACCAUGUUUGGUUUUUUUCCAAAUUUGUAUGGCGUAGUCCUCAUUUUUUGAAUAAUACUUUGAGUUAAAGUGCUGUACUCAAUGUGCAAUGCACAUCAUGCUGCUGUUGCCUUCCACCUUUGACUUGCUUUUCUAUUAAAAAAAACCUCCAAACCUAACAAAAUAGGUAACUUGAAAAGAAGAAUUGCUGUAGAACAAAAAAGACAUUGCUUAUAGGUAGAUAUACUCCUUAACAAAUAUGAGUAAGCUUCUAUCAAUCACACUUACCUAAUGAAUCUGCAUUUAUCAUGAGAGGAGUCCUACAUACUGUAUUUCUAAUUCUUCUUCAACGUGUCUGCAAAGUUCUUUGCUUAAAAUUAAGGAUCUUCCAACUUAAAUUUUUCAUGAAGAAACCCAAAACUGUUUCCAUGAGUAUGUGUCUUUCUGCCUUUAAUGAAGAAAAGGCAUGAACUUUGGAAUCUUUCAUCCUGCCUCAGUGCUCAGAAUGAAUAUUACUAUGUAGUAUCAUAUAUUAAUAAUGACUGACUGCUAGACAGGCUAACAUCUGUAUCAACUUUCUGCAAUAUCUUCAGUUAUGAGACAGAAUGAAAAGAAAAUGGGAAACUUCAGCUAUACAAUAUCAUCUAUGUGUACUAAAUGCAUUACUUUUUUUAGGAUCACAUCUUCAUUAAGAUUGGAGCUACAUUAAUUCUGAACCUGGAAAGACUUUUCUAUAAAAAUAUGUACCUAAAUAUAAUACUGCCCCCCUAUCCCUGUAAUUUUUAAGAUAUACAGUCCACAGAGGUUUCUUCAAAAGAGGUGAAAUGCUAUCAGAUAUAGGCCAAUCUUCAUUGUGACAUUGCUGCAGAAAAUGUGAAAGGGGAUUAAUGAAAUAGAAAGAAUGUUGCAAGUGCAUUCUUUGGAAAAAUAAAUCAGGUAUCUAUUCUGGUGUAGAGAUGGGAUGUUAGAGGCAUGUUGAAGGCUGCUCUGCUAUCACCAGUGUAGGAUAAGAGUAGUACAAUACAUGUACACCUGAAAUCUGCUGUAGUGUGCUUGUGUAAACUAAGUGUGCACAUUUUGUUAAAAAAAAAAUAAAAUAAACAUGAAGAAAAA